GUGGUCAACCAUGUGAGUCCAGCGCCUUUACCACCACACCACCUGCGAGGCCCUAAACCAGUAAAUUGUAUAGAUUGGGCUUAAAUUCUGUCACUCCCAUUGCCGCCUCAUCACGACAUUGAUGGCUGCAGGCCCGAACACCAGCAGGUGUGGCGACACAGCAAACAGCAGAAGGAAAGCCACCUGCAAAGCAGGAGCCUACACCAGGUGCCCAAGUCCUCGUCUGGUGGUUCGAGGUCAGCUGCGCUUCCGAAAUGCGUGCAGCCUGAGAGCGGAAUGCGGACCUUCGCCUGUGUCUAAGGGACAUCAGCACAUUCCGGUUUCCCGUGGCAGUUCUCCACAAGAAAUGAACGUUCUUUUAAAUAAAUAGCCUCGGCUUCAUACUGGCCCAUCAGGUCUGGGACAAACCCUCCCCAGCUUCUCACUGACCCGCGACAGGAGCCGCUUUGGUACUUGAAAGGCUCGGAAGGAGACCUUGGUGCCUCCUUUUGCGCAGGCGCAGGCAGGCGUGACCCAUUGGAUGCCUGGGCCCGGAAGUGACCGUGGGAAGGGGCUGUCUUUGCACAUGCGCCGGGUUGUGGCACUAGCUUGGUCGACAGGUUGACGCGGCGGUGCAGACCCGUGGGUAUCUCCACCAGAAAACCAAAAUACUGUACUGACUGGUUCCGGCCCGGAUGCCUCACCAACCUACCGACUUGGGUCUUCAGAGCCAUGGCAGCAGAGGAGUCAGGAGAUGCCAAAGCACAGGCAGCCCUCUCAUCAGCGGGUCCGAGCAAGGAAAUGCCGCAAAAACCAAACUAUGCCCUGAAGUUUACUCUCGUGGGACAUACAGAAGCAGUCUCGUCGGUUAAGUUUAGUCCUAAUGGAGAAUGGCUAGCAAGUUCUUCCGCUGAUAAACUAGUUAAAAUUUGGGGAGUAUAUGAUGGCCAAUGUGAGAAAACACUGUACGGUCACAAUCUAGAAAUAUCAGAUGUUGCCUGGUCAUCAGAUUCCAGUCGUCUUGUUUCUGCCUCAGACGAUAAAACAUUAAAGAUAUGGGAUGUGACAUCUGGAAAAUGUUUGAAAACACUGAAGGGGCACAGUAAUUAUGUCUUUUGUUGUAAUUUCAAUCCGCCAUCCAACCUCAUCAUUUCAGGAUCUUUUGAUGAGAGUGUAAAAAUAUGGGAAGUGAAAACAGGAAAGUGCCUCAAAACUUUGUCUGCUCAUUCUGAUCCAGUUUCUGCUGUCCAUUUCAAUUGUAGUGGGUCUUUGAUAGUGUCAGGUAGCUAUGAUGGUCUCUGUAGAAUCUGGGAUGCUGCAUCAGGUCAGUGUUUAAAAACACUUGUUGAAGAUGAUAACCCUCCCGUCUCUUUUGUGAAAUUUUCUCCAAAUGGAAAAUACAUCCUCACUGCAACUUUGGACAAUACUCUCAAACUGUGGGAUUAUAGCAGAGGCAGAUGCCUGAAGACAUACACUGGUCAUAAGAAUGAAAAAUACUGUGUAUUUGCCAGUUUUUCAGUUACUGGUGGAAAGUGGAUUGUAUGUGGUUCAGAGGAUAACCUGGUUUACAUUUGGAAUCUUCAAACUAAAGAGAUUGUACAGAAAUUACAGGGACACACUGAUGUUGUGAUUGCAGCAGCUUGUCAUCCUACUGAAAACAUCAUUGCAUCAGCAGCUUUAGAAAAUGACAAAACAAUUAAAUUGUGGAUGAGUAACUGCUAACUAAAUCUUUUGGAAAUCAUGUCCAGGUUGAGUGUCCCUAAUCUGAAAAUUCAAAAUACAAAAUCUGAAACUCUGAAUUUCAACAUGAUGCUGCCACAAGUAUUAGGCUGUUGGAAAAAUCAUGAUGCUAUUUUAUAUCAAAACAAAAAAUGUGUUAUGACUUUUCUAGCAACCCAAUAGAAAACUCUGACUCUGUGUGAGAGGUCAGUCAAAAUGUUGCAAUACCAAAAUAUUCUGUUAAUUACCUUUAAGCGUCUUGUGAAACAAUAUGAUGUUCAUGUUUAGACUUAGGUCCUGUCUCCAAGGUAUAUUACGUACAUGAAAAUAUUCCAAAAUCUGAAAAAGUCCAAUAUACUUUUGGUCCCAAGCACUUUGAGACCUGUAAUAGAACCAAGUUGGGAAAAACGAUAUUUUAAAAGAUAGUUUCUCUUACAUGUUUGGCAUGGUUUUCUAUUUUAUUUUCAAAUAGUCUCCCAGUUAUAAGAUUUUCAGAUUUAUAACCUAAUUACAAAAUGUGACCAUGGGAAAAAUAAGUUAGAACCUAGAGCUUCUGACCUCUAAUCUUGAGGCCAGUUAUUAAUCUCCGCAGUCUGUCUCUGAAGAGUUUCCCAUUGUACUCACCUCAGUAAUUUUCCUAGAGGCUCAGUGUGUUUGAGAAAUAGUUAAAAGUAAGGCUGACAAGAUAGGAUGAACUGAUUGGAAGAGGGGAGCAAAGGAGUUUGAACUAACUACAGGGCUUCUGGUUUGGGAGAUCAGAUCAAUGGGCAUAAACCUGCAAUAAUAAUAGAAGGUUACAGCUACAUGUCAAGAUCCCACUCAUACACUUUUGGUGAAAUCUUACAUGUUGGAACAUGAAACAGUUCCUUGGAUUCAGAUCUGUAAAUCUGGAAAAAUAAGUCAUGGUUAGGUUCAUCCUAAGAACCUAGAUAUUUUAAGGUUUAUCAAGAAAAAUGAAAACAAAACAGAAUGAUAUUUUACUGAAGAAUUUCUCACAACC
Tupaia belangeri chinensis (Chinese tree shrew) is the source of this 2698-nucleotide messenger RNA. It is a transcript of the gene WDR5B, whose product is annotated as WD repeat domain 5B. Lineage: Eukaryota; Metazoa; Chordata; Mammalia; Scandentia; Tupaiidae. Gene Ontology annotation, molecular function: histone binding. The transcript has 2 exons. Bases 712 to 1701 code for a protein of 329 amino acids. The record is from RefSeq and is a predicted model, not a curated record. Gene Ontology annotation, cellular component: Set1C/COMPASS complex.